GUAAUGACAAUAAAAAGAUCUGGCUUUUUCAUCAAGAUAUAAAGAAAAAACUGUCGAACCUGGUCGACAUCUUGAGAUGGUGUUCUCUCCAUGAGCUCGACGUCAUCCCGGGUAGUGGGGUCUUGAUACGAGUCCAUCGCGGGGGUGGAUUCUUGACUCAGCACCACAGCUACCCCGCAGACAACGACGACUUCAAUGCUCAAAAAGGGGCCUUUAAUUCUGAAAGAAAUCCUAUCUGAAAGGUAUUCCGAAAGAACCAAACUUUCCAUCAGUCUUAAACACUACUCUCACAAUGACCGAAAAGCAAUUCAACGUUGGCAUCGUCGGCUAUGGCCUCUCCGCCAAAGUCUUUCACAUCCCUUUCAUCCAACUCACCCCCUCCCUCAAGCUUCACUCUAUCGUCCAGCGCACUCCCAAGCCAGGCAACUCCGCCCCAGAAGACUACCCUGACCUCAAGCACUACACCGCUACCGAGGAUCUCAUCGCCGACCCAGACGUCGACGUGGUGGUCCUCUGCACCCCACCAAACACCCACUACCCCCUGACCCGCUCAGCACUGCUCAACAACAAGCAUGUCCUUGUCGAGAAGCCGUUUGUUCCCACCUCAGGCGAGGCGGAUGAGUUGACUGCUUUGGCGAGACAGCAAAAGCGGGUGCUUUGCGUCUAUCAGAACCGGCGAUGGGAUUCGGACUUUCUUACUGUUCAGAAUCUCCUCAAGGAGGACAAGCUGGGAAGAAUUGUCGAGUUCGAGACGCACUUUGACAGAUUACGAUUGACGGCUCUGGCGAAGGGUUCGACGUGGAAGGCGGGGCUCAAGAUGGACGAGGCGGGAGGGGUGUUGUAUGAUCUUGGCUCCCACUUGUUGGAUCAGGUGUUUGUGUUGUUUGGUAUGCCUGAUGGCGUGACAGGGAGAUUCGUCAACCAGAGAGAAGGGAGGCUUGUCACUGGGGAUGGGACCGAUGAGCAGGAGCCGGAUAGUGUGACUGCUAUCCUGAGCUAUAAGAACAAGGGGUUGUUGGUCUUUGUUCGUGCCGGCGUCGCCUGUGUCGAGACCAGACAGAUGCGGUUCUGGGUCCGGGGUACCAAAGGCAGUUAUCAUAAGAGCGGGUUGGAUCCUCAGGAGGAUCAUCUCCGAGCCGGUGGCAAGGCGACUGACACCGACUUCGGCAAGGAAUCGGAGGACAGAUUCGGGAGGUUGUGUAUCGUCGGCGGUGACGGGAAGGUGGAAGACCAGGUUUGCCCUACUGUAGAGCCGGAGACAUAUGUCAGGUUCUAUCACCUGUUUGCGAAGGCUGUUGCAAGCGGAAAGGAGGAAGGUGUACCAGUGCCUGCAUCACAGGCGGCGCAGGUUCUGCGAAUAAUCGAGGCAGUACGAGAGAGUGCGAAGACUGGGAGCGAGGUCGCCCCGCAAGCCUAGUCCUUCGAUCAGUCGAAGACCAGAAAGGAGUAAAUGCCAGGUUGUCUCAACAGAAGCCCCUGGCGUACUCGGGCUAGGGUUUUAGAUACCGACGAAAGACCCGCCCUGCCGGCUGACCACAACAUCAUCAGCCAAAGCCAGAUCGGCAUUACACCCACUGAAUUUUACCAGCUCCUUGCGGCAUCUUUCAAUUGCUAUGGUUUGCCAUUUCAUCACGCUCUUGUAUAACAGGACAACAGACCUUCCUUUUUUUACGUCCUCGAACAAUUCCUGAAUCAGCCUCGCUCUAUUGGCCGUCUCAUCGUGCUUUCGUCGCUUGGCAGCCUCGUGGUAUCUCUUGGUCAAGUGCGCCUUGAUUAUCUGCUCGGUCCACUCCUCUUCCCACAGCCUCUCCAGCGACAACAUCUUCUUGCGAUGAUGUCAGGGACAUUCGAGGCCCUUGUAGAAGACUGUUUCGCUGUCGAUGAAGUGGUUGGGCUUCCUCCCGCCACCUUGACAAGUUACUCCGUAACAGAUCCCACUGAAGCGGUCGACAUAGUUGCAGCAGAUGCGCUGUUGUGGGGGUUUGUGGAACGAUGGUUUGAUCCUGCAGGGCCGUCCUUCAGCUUGGCAGCCUUUGGUUUUGUGGCACAGCCAGCGGGUGUUCGUGUAGUAUGUGCACAUAAUUCGUUCAGUACGACGAUGGAUGGAUGCCGAAGGUGUGUGGAUACUGGGGAGAGGGGGCGGCAACAUUCAAGCUUGAGCUGGCGGAGGUUGCGGAGGGUGGCGGAACUCAAAAUCGACACCAU
This is a messenger RNA of Podospora pseudopauciseta, 2205 nucleotides long. RefSeq lists its product as uncharacterized. Gene Ontology annotation, molecular function: nucleotide binding. The record is from RefSeq and is a predicted model, not a curated record. The coding region runs from base 293 to 1417 and encodes 374 amino acids. Lineage: Eukaryota; Fungi; Ascomycota; Sordariomycetes; Sordariales; Podosporaceae. The transcript is spliced from 2 exons.